This is a messenger RNA of Clonostachys rhizophaga, 750 nucleotides long. Lineage: Eukaryota; Fungi; Ascomycota; Sordariomycetes; Hypocreales; Bionectriaceae. The record is from the annotation of a GenBank genome assembly.
AUGGGUGCCGAAGAAGCUCCCGCUCUCCCUGACUACUUCCUCUCCCCGGACGCUGUCCUUAAGGACGAGGCCACCUGGCGGUUUGGGCGGCGUCCAGACUACACCAAGAAUCGGAAAGCAUGGAAAGAAACCAAGACCAUGAACCACACUGCCGGCAGCCUGGAAGAGCUCGUCGAGAACAUGGUUAAGAAUUGGGAAAUCGAGGCAUCCUAUAAGCCCAACCCUAAGGAAUGGCGCACCAUCAACGCCGAAAAGUACCAGUUCCGUCUCAACGGCGGCCCUCCUCAGCCUGCAGAGGCCAUGGCCAGGAUCGGGACCUACAACGCCCUGAUUGAGCCGAACAAGUACUACAGCCCGGAGCACAACGACUUCUCUGCCAGCCACAAGACGUUCAAGCGCAUGAUGCCCUUUUUCGCGUGGGAGGUCUUGGAUGUGUAUGGCGGGCCGCCGAAGCUGGCUAUUCGGUGGCGUCACUGGGGGACUUUCCAGGGGGACUACACGGCCAAGAAUGAGCAGGGGGAGAAGGUGACGGUGAAGUCGACGGGCAAGGUGAUUGAUAUCAAGGGGAUGGCAGUCGCGGAACUGGACGAUCAGAUGCGUGUGAUCAUGCUUGAUAUUUACUUUGAUCCGAUGGAUAUGUUCCGUCAAAUGGACGACGGAAACGCCUCGGAGAGUGAGCAUGCCGCCACUCAGGCUACGUGCCCCUUUCUGGGCCAGGGGAAGGUUGAGAAGCCGGAGGGACAUCCUUGA